Drosophila navojoa is the source of this 3527-nucleotide messenger RNA. RefSeq lists its product as uncharacterized. Gene Ontology annotation, molecular function: DNA-binding transcription factor activity, RNA polymerase II-specific; RNA polymerase II cis-regulatory region sequence-specific DNA binding; zinc ion binding. The record is from RefSeq and is a predicted model, not a curated record. NCBI's taxonomy places the organism in Eukaryota, Metazoa, Arthropoda, Insecta, Diptera, Drosophilidae. Gene Ontology annotation, cellular component: nucleus. Gene Ontology annotation, biological process: regulation of transcription by RNA polymerase II.
CUAGCUCGCGGAUUCUGCAGUCGACAGAAGAAGACAAAAGCAGCACCACUGCGGUUGCACAGAAAUUUCAUUCAUCGAAUUUUUAUUAAUUUGGCACUGGUCGAAGUCUAGUUAUUUCAUUUCCUUGCCAGAAUAACCAACUGGUGCACCAUUUGUUUUUGUUUCGCAUCAUUUCAAAACAAACUCACGUUUGAGUGCUUAAAAUGUGAAAUAAAAUUAGUUUUUCGCUUUGAAAUCGCGUGACGCGGCCAUAUUUAAAAAAUAAUUUAAUGUCGAAUGCAGUGCAAAGGCAAAGCGAGGCUACAUAAAUUAUAUAAAUAGUGCUUGGAAAGAAGCUGUAAUUGAAGGAUUUAUCGAAGCCGUCGCAAUGAUGGACCGUAAGAAGGUACUGGAAUUGGACAAAAUCUGCCGCUUAUGCAUUUCGGAGCGCAAGGAAAUGCGUCCGCUGUUCAGUGAAAAAGUACCCGAAAUGCUGAUGGACUGCACUAGUGUGCGUGUCGAGCCCACCGAGGGCUGGCCCGACAAAAUCUGUGUGCAAUGCGUCCAUGCAGUUAGUCGGAAUCAUGCAUUUAAGUCGCUUGUCGAGCGUAGCGACAAAGAACUCCGCGAAUAUAUAAAGAGCUUGACGGUACGCCUUGGAAUGGAUGAAUCGCUUACACCGCAAGAGCGCAAGCAACAGAAGCUGCUGCAAAAACAGUUCAAGCAUCAGCAGCAGUUAGAGGAGCAGCACCAAAAACUUGAACAGCAAAUACUACAGCAACAGCAGCAAUUGCAACAGCAACAACAGCAGCAGCAGCAACAACAACAGCAACAGCAGCAACAGUCAUCUAUAUAUCUUCUACAACAGCCACAUCAAUUACAACAGCAGCAGCAGCAACAACAACAGCCGAAGCCCAAGAACAAACUGAAACCACUGCGAAAAGGCAGUUCACGCCAGUCAAAGAAACACCAGGAAAUGGUUCACCUUCUGCCGGAGCCAGCGCCUCCGCCACCCCCACCACUGCUUCAGCAACAGCAGCAGCCACAACAGCAGAUACAACAAAUUCAGCUGCCAACGCUGCAGCCGGCGCCUGCGCAACUGCUGCCAACAACGACGGCACAGCAAAUCCUCUUGCCGAAUGGACAGUUUAUAACGACGCAAAUUGUGACGCCGCAGCUGGCGCAGAUUAUCAGCCCACAAACGACGGCAUCGAAUGCCGCAGCAUCGGCACAGGCGCAAUUCCUGCCCCAGUUGCUGCAGGCGCCCAAUGGCCAAACGUUACAAAUUGUUCAGCAGCCGAACGGCACACAGACGCUACAGCUGGUGCAGUUGGUGCCGCAGCGAAGCAUGGCGCCGGCGAUAACGACGACCACGACAACGGACAUGUGCACUACGAGCAGUGGGGCCUCUUUAGCUGAAGCGGAUGUGCAGCUGCUGCACGAUGGCGAAAUGGACGAUGAGGAUCUGGACGAGGUUUACGAACACUUGGACGGCAAGGGUCAUACCUUUGAGACGAUAGUCCUGGACGAUGAUCAGCAGCAAGACUUUCUAAAGGACCCGCAUCGUCAAGUGCUCAUCGACGAGGAAUACACGCAAAGCGAAACACAGGAGCAGGAGACAGAUGAAUACUUUGACGAGCAGCUGCUGGACCACGAGGAUGGGGUCAAGCACGAGGAAGACGAUGAUGAUAAUUUCAUCAUAGAGGAGAUUCAAUUAGAUGAGGACGAUAUGCUUGAGGAUGCGGACGGAGAAGUCGAUGGCGAUGGCAUGACGAAUGUGGACGAAUGCGAGUAUAUAACGGAUGACCAAGACCACGGCCUCGGCGGCGAUGUCGAUGAUGAGCUGCACUAUGCCAUAAUGGAACCGCCCGAUGGCGAUGUCAGCGCCAGCGACAUGGAUCAGGCCUUCAUAGAUGUCGAGCAGCAGCAGCAGCAACAACAGCAGCAGCAGCACCAGCAACAGCAGCAGCAGUCUGUGGACCUGCAAAACAUAUCCUUGGAGAAUGCUGUCGUAGAGUUUGGACAGGAUGCAUUGGUCGCACCCACAUUACAUGUCAGCAGCACACCCAGUCCCACGCCCAGCUCAGCGAAACGUGCGCGUCGUGGAAACACACAGGCCCAACCGCAAACGCAACUGGUAGAGACGCCGUGCAACCACCAGCAUAGUCCGCCCACCAUAAGCAGCAAGCUGGCGGCGGCCAAUUCGCGGCAGCUGGUGCAGACGGCGUCAGUGAUAGCAGCAGCCGGGGCUGAUGACAAUUACGAGAUAGAUGCGAAUCUGGUCACGGAGUUCAUCAGACAGCAUACAUCACCUUUGGGCUCGGGUCGUUACAUCUGUCACCUGUGCAACACAGAGUUCCGGCAAUUCAAGGGCCUCCAGAGUCACAUGCACUCACACACCAAUUGGAUACGGGCCAAUUGCAAGAAGCAGCCCCAGUGCGAGAUCUGCUUGAAGAGUUUCAAGGGGCCGGGCAUGCUGCGCAUGCACAUGAAGACGCACGACGCGGAGACGAAUACGCCGCUGUGCAACAUCUGCAACCGUACAUUCAAAUCGAAGGCGAUCCUCUACAGGCAUCGGCAGACGCAUCAGCAGCGCGCCUAUUGCUGCGGCGUGGCUAAUUGCCGCAAGAAUUUCUCCAAUGCGGCCAAUCUGCGAUGGCACGUGGAGCGCAAGCAUCCGGAAUGCGUUGAGCCGCUCUACAAGUGCGGCGAAUGCUCCACACUGUAUGACCACAUCGACAGCCUGCAGCAUCACGUGGAAAAUACAGAUCAUGGCAGCAAUGCCAGCGAGGCGCAAACAAUUAUCACCACCAGCUCCAAUGCGGCCUUCAGCGGCGCCGUUAGCAUUGUCAGCAAUGGCACCGACAUGUCCAGCAUGAUAGCCGCCGCACCAAACGCCCUCAGUGGCACAACAGCCACUGGUGAUACGCAUGCCGUUGUCGUCGGCUCAUCCGGGGAGAUGUACUUCGUGACGCAGGCGUAGCCAGCGCAGUUCGCCGACAUUGCCGGCAACUCCGAGUGCCUGCUCGGCAUGUAAAUCCUAAACAGGCAUCUAGAUAUAAAGAGAGAAUAACUAAAUACACAUGCAUAUAUAUAGACAUAUAUAUAUUAUAUAUUUUUAUACUACCCCCAUAGGAUAUCUAUACGUAAAUAUAGUUUGUACACAUACACACUCUCUCACACCCAUACACACACACCUUGCAAUGCUAGUUGUCUGUCAAUGUAGUUCGUUCGUAGUACUCGAAUUUUGGAUACGGCAUUUAAAUUGUAUAAUAAUAAUUCAUAGAGAAGCCGUUCUUAGGCAUAAGCUCUUAGGUUUUAGCAAACAAAAAAAAAAACACACACACACACAGCCGCAAUGUAUUCAACAUUAUAUAUAGUAAAUAUAUAUAUUCUGUAUGGCUAUAGAAUAUUUCGUACAUCCGAAACUGUUCAUUGCGGCUACAGAUGUAACCAGAUUUGAUUUUCAGACUGGAUUUUAUUUAGACUAAAUUUUUCGGCUUGGUUUGCAUUGUUGGGCAUUGAUUAUUACUAAAAACAAAGCAAAA